Messenger RNA from Mustela lutreola (European mink), 758 nucleotides. RefSeq names its product troponin C1, slow skeletal and cardiac type (gene TNNC1). The transcript is spliced from 6 exons. Gene Ontology annotation, molecular function: calcium ion binding. The record is from RefSeq and is a predicted model, not a curated record. The coding region runs from base 79 to 564 and encodes 161 amino acids. NCBI's taxonomy places the organism in Eukaryota, Metazoa, Chordata, Mammalia, Carnivora, Mustelidae. Gene Ontology annotation, cellular component: myosin II complex.
CCGGAAUGCGGUGGGGCAGGGCUAUUUAAGCCCAGGACUGGCUGGCAACCCCAGCAGCCUGCCCUGUGAGCCACGAGCAUGGACGACAUCUACAAGGCUGCGGUAGAACAGCUGACAGAAGAGCAGAAAAAUGAAUUCAAGGCAGCCUUUGACAUCUUCGUGCUGGGCGCCGAGGAUGGCUGCAUUAGCACCAAGGAGCUGGGCAAGGUGAUGAGGAUGCUGGGCCAGAACCCCACACCUGAGGAGCUGCAGGAGAUGAUUGACGAGGUGGAUGAGGACGGCAGCGGCACAGUGGACUUCGAUGAGUUCCUAGUCAUGAUGGUUCGGUGCAUGAAGGACGACAGCAAGGGAAAGUCUGAGGAGGAGCUGUCGGACCUCUUCCGCAUGUUUGACAAAAAUGCUGAUGGCUACAUAGACCUGGACGAGCUGAAGGUGAUGCUUCAGGCUACAGGCGAGACCAUCACGGAAGAUGACAUCGAGGAGCUCAUGAAGGAUGGUGACAAGAACAACGAUGGCCGCAUUGACUAUGACGAGUUCCUGGAGUUCAUGAAAGGGGUGGAGUAGACACCAGCCCUCGCCCGGAGCUGCCGGUGCCACCUUCCAACUCCAGCCGGGCCCUGGGGUGGGGGCAAGGGGCUGUGGUCCCCAGGAUGUGAGCUUGGGUGUGUUGUCGACCCUCCCAAGGAGGGGGUGGGCCCUCCCUGACUGCCUCCCCCAGCCCUGUCGUAGGGAAUGCGAUUAAAGCUCUGCUCCUUGGA